This is a messenger RNA of Odobenus rosmarus divergens (Pacific walrus), 3164 nucleotides long. RefSeq names its product signal transducer and activator of transcription 3 (acute-phase response factor) (gene STAT3). Lineage: Eukaryota; Metazoa; Chordata; Mammalia; Carnivora; Odobenidae. Gene Ontology annotation, molecular function: RNA polymerase II cis-regulatory region sequence-specific DNA binding; DNA-binding transcription factor activity, RNA polymerase II-specific. Gene Ontology annotation, biological process: leptin-mediated signaling pathway; regulation of cell population proliferation; regulation of transcription by RNA polymerase II. The transcript has 24 exons. The record is from RefSeq and is a predicted model, not a curated record. Bases 346 to 2658 code for a protein of 770 amino acids.
CUGGGCGGCCGGGGAAACUGGCCGUUUCAUGAAUUAUGCAGAAGCGGCGUGUCUCUGCCAGGCUAGGGCUGGGUGGGGAUUGGCUGGAGGGGCUGUAAUUCAGCGGUUUCCGGAGCAGCCGCGGCGUAGACGGGGAGGGGGAGUCUGGGGUUCCGACGUCGCCGCGGAGCGAGCGAGCCCGAACCGGAUCCUUGACGAGCUGCCGUGCUCGGCGCUCUCUCUCCGUGUCUGCCAGGAGAGGCCCCGCGGCCUGAGGGAGCCCCGCGGCCCGCACCCCGGCGCAAGCGCAGCCCCGGCCUAUCGGGCCUGAGCCCGAGAAACAGUUGGGACCCCGAUUGCCACAGGAUGGCCCAAUGGAAUCAGCUACAGCAGCUCGACACGAGGUACCUGGAGCAGCUUCAUCAGCUGUAUAGUGACAGCUUCCCGAUGGAGCUGCGACAGUUUCUGGCCCCUUGGAUUGAGAGUCAAGACUGGGCAUAUGCAGCCAGCAAAGAAUCACAUGCGACUUUGGUGUUUCAUAAUCUCUUGGGUGAGAUUGACCAGCAGUACAGCCGUUUCCUACAGGAGUCAAAUGUUCUCUAUCAGCACAAUCUACGGAGAAUCAAGCAGUUCCUUCAGAGCAGAUACCUGGAGAAGCCAAUGGAGAUUGCCCGAAUCGUGGCCCGGUGCCUGUGGGAAGAGUCCCGCCUGCUCCAAACUGCAGCCACUGCGGCCCAGCAAGGGGGCCAGGCCAACCACCCCACAGCCGCCGUGGUGACGGAGAAGCAGCAGAUGCUGGAGCAGCACCUACAGGAUGUUCGGAAGCGAGUACAGGAUCUAGAACAGAAAAUGAAAGUGGUCGAGAAUCUCCAGGAUGACUUUGAUUUCAACUAUAAAACCCUCAAGAGUCAAGGAGACAUGCCGGAUCUGAAUGGGAACAACCAGUCAGUGACCAGGCAGAAGAUGCAGCAGCUGGAGCAGAUGCUCACCGCGCUGGACCAGAUGCGGCGCAACAUCGUGAGUGAGUUGGCGGGGCUGUUGUCAGCGAUGGAGUAUGUGCAGAAAACGCUCACCGACGAAGAGCUGGCUGACUGGAAGAGGCGGCAACAGAUUGCGUGCAUUGGAGGCCCUCCCAACAUCUGCCUAGAUCGCCUAGAAAACUGGAUAACCUCAUUAGCAGAAUCUCAACUUCAGACCCGCCAACAAAUUAAAAAACUGGAGGAGUUGCAGCAAAAAGUGUCCUACAAAGGGGAUCCCAUUGUACAGCACCGGCCAAUGCUGGAGGAGAGGAUUGUAGAGCUGUUUAGAAACUUAAUGAAAAGUGCCUUCGUGGUGGAGCGGCAGCCCUGCAUGCCCAUGCAUCCCGACCGGCCGUUAGUCAUCAAGACUGGAGUCCAGUUCACUACCAAAGUCAGAUUGCUGGUCAAAUUCCCCGAGUUAAAUUAUCAGCUUAAAAUUAAAGUGUGCAUUGACAAAGACUCCGGGGAUGUUGCAGCUCUCAGAGGAUCCCGGAAAUUUAACAUUCUGGGCACAAACACGAAAGUGAUGAACAUGGAAGAGUCCAACAACGGCAGCCUGUCUGCAGAAUUCAAACACCUGACCCUGAGAGAGCAAAGAUGUGGUAAUGGGGGCCGAGCCAAUUGUGACGCCUCCCUGAUUGUCACCGAGGAGCUGCACCUGAUCACCUUUGAGACUGAGGUGUAUCACCAAGGCCUCAAGAUUGACCUUGAGACCCACUCCUUGCCAGUUGUGGUGAUCUCCAACAUCUGUCAGAUGCCAAAUGCCUGGGCAUCAAUUCUGUGGUAUAACAUGCUGACCAACAACCCCAAGAACGUGAACUUUUUCACCAAGCCCCCGAUUGGCACCUGGGAUCAAGUGGCCGAGGUGCUGAGCUGGCAGUUCUCCUCCACCACAAAGCGAGGGCUGAGCAUCGAGCAGUUGACUACGCUGGCAGAGAAACUCUUAGGACCUGGUGUGAACUAUUCAGGGUGUCAGAUUACGUGGGCUAAAUUUUGCAAAGAAAACAUGGCUGGCAAAGGCUUCUCCUUCUGGGUUUGGCUAGACAAUAUCAUUGACCUUGUGAAAAAGUACAUCCUGGCUCUUUGGAAUGAAGGGUACAUAAUGGGUUUUAUCAGUAAGGAACGGGAGCGGGCCAUCUUGAGCACCAAGCCCCCAGGCACCUUUCUGCUACGAUUCAGUGAGAGCAGCAAAGAAGGAGGUGUCACCUUCACUUGGGUGGAGAAGGACAUCAGCGGUAAGACCCAGAUCCAGUCAGUGGAACCAUAUACCAAGCAGCAGCUGAACAACAUGUCGUUUGCUGAAAUCAUCAUGGGCUAUAAGAUCAUGGAUGCUACCAACAUCCUGGUGUCUCCGCUGGUCUAUCUCUACCCUGACAUUCCUAAGGAGGAGGCAUUUGGAAAGUACUGUAGACCAGAGAGCCAGGAGCAUCCUGAAGCUGACCCAGGUAGUGCUGCCCCAUACCUGAAGACCAAGUUUAUCUGUGUGACACCAACGACGUGCAGCAAUACCAUUGACCUGCCGAUGUCCCCCCGCACUUUAGAUUCAUUGAUGCAGUUUGGAAAUAAUGGUGAAGGUGCUGAGCCCUCAGCAGGAGGGCAGUUCGAGUCCCUCACGUUCGACAUGGAGUUGACCUCAGAGUGCGCUACCUCCCCGAUGUGAGGAGCGGCAGGCUGAAGCUGCAGAGAGCGAGGACGGAGGCACCUCCCUGUGUUCUACCACCCCUUACACAGCCAACCCCCAGAUCGUCUGAGACUCCUCUCACUUUGUGCUUCCAGAUUUUUUUUUAAUCUCCUACUUCUGCUAUCUUUGAGUAAUCUGGGCACUUUUAAAAAUAGAGAAAUGAGUGAAUGUGGGUGAUAUGCUUUUACCUAAAUGCAAAUAAGAAUGUGUUCUCUGAGACUGUGACCGGGGGAUGUGGAAGGGGUGGCAAGAGCGAGAAAAACGAAAUGUUCUGGUCUUUUCUGGCUCCCCGGCCUUCCUUUCUCAGCAGCUCGUGUUGUCCUUAGACAAGUGCCUCCUGGUGCCCGCGCAUCCCUCUGCCUGUCUCUGUAAACUCACACCACAGGCUGCCUCUAGCUACAUUCCUCCUGGCAUUGCACUUUUAACCCUGCUAACAACCAAAUAGAAGAUAGGACUUUCACAGCCCCUAAGUUUCUUUUUAAAUU